This is a messenger RNA of Botrytis cinerea B05.10, 1358 nucleotides long. RefSeq lists its product as hypothetical. The coding region runs from base 189 to 872 and encodes 227 amino acids. NCBI's taxonomy places the organism in Eukaryota, Fungi, Ascomycota, Leotiomycetes, Helotiales, Sclerotiniaceae. The record is from RefSeq and is a predicted model, not a curated record. Gene Ontology annotation, molecular function: zinc ion binding. The transcript is spliced from 3 exons.
GGAUGGAUUCUUGAUUCCAUUUUCGUUUUCGUGGAUUAUUUGAGGAUAUUUUUUGGAAUGCUUUUGAUGGUUUCGUUUGAGGAUAUUGGAAUUUCUUCAUCGUUUCAUAAGUGGAUUUAUCUAAUUAACUGAUUGAUUGAUUGAUUGAUCGAUCAAGCAAGCAAGCAAGCAAGCAAGCAAGCACGAAAAUGGAUACUAAAUCACCGACAUAUACAAAUACAAAUGCAAAUACAAACGUUCCCUCGACAUCGACACAGACAGCACAUUCGGAUAUUCCGAUGGUAGACAUUCACAAUCCUCACACCGGGGCCGGAACUGGAACUGAAACUGGAAUUCAAAAUGAGUUAAACGCAAACCAUCCGGAAAUCAAUAUUCAAGCGCCUGAUCCUCCUCCUCCUUCGUACAACGCUCAUCCCGAUCAACGUUCGAGUGAGAAGACGGCGGUGGGGAAUAAUCAGCAUCAUGAAACGCCGCCGCAAUUUCAGAUCCAGCCGCAACCGUCGAUGAAUGCGAAUGCGAAUGCGAAUGCGGGGGGGGAGUAUGGAGGACAGCAUACGGCGCCGCUCACGUCGCUGCAGAAGGAAUCGAGAUUGGUGAGGUGUCCGAGGUGUGGGGUUUGUGAGUAUACGGUGGUGGAGUGGGUUAGUGGGGGGACUGCGGAUGUCUCAGCACUGCUCUGCUGUCUCUGUUUCUGUCUCCCCUGCGUACCCUACCUCAUGACGAGCUUUAAGGAUGUACAUCAUAAGUGUGUGAAUUGUGGAUUUUUGGUUGCGGUUUGGAAAAGAAGUGGGAAGACGGAGGUGAGUGUUGCGGCUAGUGCGGCGGCUGCUUCUGGGGGUGCGGGGGGGACGGGGGGAGCGGGAGGGAAGUAAUGAGGUGAUGUGGGCGUGGGUGUGGAAUUAUGGAUUGCAUUAAGUUGGGUGGGUGUCAAGGGGCUUGAUUUUCAGAGGAGGUUUGGAUUGGAGAGGAGAAUUGUUUUUUAGUUUGAUAUCCAGGGCUUUGAGAUGAUCUCCUUUUGGGGGAGGGUGAGUGGGUUUGGACGUCUAUUUGGGGGUUUUGAUCUUGGCUUUUUUUGGUCUUGUCAAUUGUUUCUUAGAUGCGGAAUCAACGGUAUUGGACGCUUGUCGUCGUUUAUCCUGAGGGGUUGUGGGAAAUCCUUAAUUUUUAUUAUUGAUUUUGAUUGUGAUUAUAUUUCUUAGAAGAAUUGCAGUGUUCUGGUUUGUUUACCUUGCUUUGAUAUUAAUCUUUCUAUAUUUCGGGAACUUCCCCAUAUGUUCUUGAGCCACUUUCCUCUUAUCUGUAUGUUCAAGAUCGUGGAUGGGGUUUGUGGCAGUUUAAAUAGCAAUCGAGGCUUAUAA